This is a messenger RNA of Protobothrops mucrosquamatus (brown spotted pit viper), 795 nucleotides long. RefSeq names its product RALY RNA binding protein like (gene RALYL). Gene Ontology annotation, molecular function: RNA binding. The coding region runs from base 113 to 775 and encodes 220 amino acids. The record is from RefSeq and is a predicted model, not a curated record. NCBI's taxonomy places the organism in Eukaryota, Metazoa, Chordata, Lepidosauria, Squamata, Viperidae. Gene Ontology annotation, cellular component: nucleus. The transcript has 8 exons.
GAUGCUGGUUACCUUGUCUGAAUGAGCAACUGCUUCACUGCAAAGCACAGCGUGUCUCUUUUGUCUCGGUGUUGGAGAUCAUUGCUUCUUGAAUAGCAGCCUUUUUUUCAGAAUGACUAUGUACAAGAGCAAGCGAAGACACCAAAGAUACAUUAAUAUGGCAGGGGAGCCAAAACCAUACAGACCUAAGCUGGGAACUAAGCGACCACUUUCUGCUCUCUACAGACUUGAAUCAAAAGAACCUUUCCUUUCUGUUGGUGGUUAUGUCUUUGAUUAUGAUUAUUACAGAGAUGAUUUCUACAAUCGGUUAUUUGAUUAUCACAGCCGGGUUCCUGCCCCACCUCGUGCUGUGAUUCCUUUGAAACGCCCACGAGUAACAGUCACAGCAACUCGCAGAGGAAAGGGAAUCUUUUCCAUGAAAGGGACAUCAAGGUCUACAUCAAGUGGAGCUUCUUCAUCAGGAGCAAAAUUGAAAUCAGAUGAAUUGCAGACAAUCAAGAAGGAAUUAACGCAAAUCAAAACAAAAAUUGAUUCUUUGUUAGGAAGACUGGAGAAGAUUGAAAAGCAGCAGAAAGCUCAAUCAGAAAUCCAAAAGAAACAAAUAGAAGACAGUAUAGAGUUGAUCCAAGAAGAAUGCAUAUCAGAGAAUGCUGACAACUCUACAGAAGAGCCUAUUGAAGGAGGGCUGGAUGGGGACGGAGAAGAAAUGACAGAUGGGAUAGACGAAGAUUUCGAUGAGGAGGGUAGCAAUGAGCUGUUUCUACAGAUCAAAUGAAUUGGGACCCUUACACAACU